Messenger RNA from Staurois parvus, 332 nucleotides. NCBI's taxonomy places the organism in Eukaryota, Metazoa, Chordata, Amphibia, Anura, Ranidae. The record is from the annotation of a GenBank genome assembly.
AUGUAUGUGAAAUGGUUUGAUACAGGAAUGUUAUACUAUGUGAUUUUUAGUGAAUGUCACUGUUUCACUUUUUUAAAUUUCCCGCAAGUUCCGUCAACCGUACGUCCCGAUGUCGCAGGGAACGGAACCCGGAAGACAGAUGCCGGCAACCGCCGAAGGACAUUGCCGGGGACACUGCAGGAGGGACAUCGUGGGAGCGCAGGACAAGGUAAGAGAAGAAGAGAUCCCGGGAGCAACGCUGCAGAGUAUUCCCGAAUGUAGCUCGGGGUUACCGCUUCUGGUGCUGAAACUUUACCCCGAGCUACACUCAGGAAUACCUCCAGGGAGGAUUA